GUGGAUAUACAUGACAUACAUAAAUACAUAUAUAGAGUUUUUACUGUGACUGACAAUGUCGACAUUAUCAUGACAAUGAAUCCUUGGAGCACCCUCCAACUACCAUCAGUAGCUCGUCCCCAGACAAACUGACUGCGAAACACCACGACCUCUCCGUGUCACCUGCUUGACCGACAAUCUCCCACGAGUCCCCCAGAGAGUCAUAUCUGUAGAUACUGUUAGUAGGAGUCUGAGGUUUAAUCUCACCGCCAAUUGACAGGAGCUCCCCACGAAACGAGACGAGAGUCGAAUGUGCCACCGGGAGGCUUCGGAUUUCUUUCAGCCACUGCGACGGCGAGAGAAAUGCUCCGUCUCAGUUUUGAUCCGAGCGAGUUGGAAGUUUUGAGAUCGCGAACGGAGGAUGGAAAGUACGGAUCUUGAGGGUGAAUCCAAAUGAUAGCCUCCCGUGAGGUACAGCACGUUGGCAUGGAGUGUACCGGACAACUGAGAGCAUUUCUGCGGCAGAGCGCAACACUUGCUCCACUGUUUAAUCUCGGUGUUCAUUAGUUCAACACUGUCCAGGUCGCCUCCAACCCCAUAGCCUCCCAACGCAAUUAGGGAUUUGUCCGUCGUGAAACAAGAGGUUGAUCUUCGAGGGGUGGGCAUUGGAGGGUAUAGCUUCACCCACCUCCCCCCUUCUCCUCUACUUCCUUCCUCUCCUCUUUUCUUCUAUGAGACUCAGCAGGGAGCCAGUAAAGGUUUUAUCCCAGCCUCCCACACUGGUAAGAGAGCCGUGCACAACUGCCAGUGAAAAGCUCUCGUGGGGGUUUUCGGAUAGCAAAGACCACCUCCCUAGAGGGUGCUGGUAGGAGUAGACUCUCUGGGAACUAGCUGGUCUGAAGUAGGCUUUGUCCCCAUGCACCACCGCAGAUCCUCGACACAUUUUCUCCGGCGCUUUUUCUACUUCUUCCACCACAUUCCACCCACCUCCGCUGUGCUUGUCUUGAUAGUUGCCUUGGGAGCGUCUACUUCACUUCUGCUAUGUUUCCUUUGCUGUUGUAGAAUCUCUCCAUCUUUUUCUACUGAUGCUGUUCUCUGGAGGUAAGAUAUGGUAGCAUCUCUCUGCUCUAGUUGCUCCCGAAGCCUUAGGAGCUCUCUCUCUGGACUCUCAGCUGCCUCGUUCUGGCCUACUGUAGCUCUGUUGCCUUUUUCUUUGUGGGGGUUUGGGGAAAUCAUUGCUUUCGCUUCAAGUUCUUUUUGUAGCGUGUCAACUGUUGUUUGUAGUUGCCCUUUUGGAGCCUUAUACAGUUGGGUUUCCUUGGCUUUUGUCUCUGUCAAGAUUCUCUCUUCUCGAAGUUGCUGAACAUCACUCUUUCUCUCAGCGAUACAGAUACUCUGAGAAGAAUGGUUUAGAACAGACAGCCUCUCGCCAAGUUCCAGAGCCGAGGGACGCUGCUGUUCCUUCUGCCCCAGGCAGUGCAGAGCCACAUGUUUCAGAGGGUGGGAAUCGGAUAUCAGCCGUAAGUGGUUCCAGCGUCGUUCGGUCUCGGGAACAACCUGCAGGAGUGGCUCGCUGAACUGUGGGAGAAACAGCUGACGGAGUCGCUUGGCUGGGUCGGGGAACUCCCUGGUGAUUAUCUGGACGAUUAUCACGCCGACUGAAAAAAUGUCGAGCUUUGUAGUGUAGCAUUUCGUGUCGUCCACGGCUUCUGGUGCCAUGUAGAGCAUGUUGCCAGGACAUUGCGUCAAACUCGACAUGUGGCGAUUUGCAGAAACGAGCUUCGACAUCCCGAAAUCGGUGAUCUUUGCUCGCGGGCCAUCGUCCACGAGGACAUUGUUCCCCGUGAGGUCUCUGUGGAUGAGACCAUUGGCGUGUAGGUAGACCAGAGCCAGUGCUAUGUCGUGGGCGAUGCUCACCUGAACAUCGUGAGACAGCGGUCCUGGGGAUCGCUCCAGAAACACUGAGAGAUUCUCGUUGCAAAACUCCAUUAGUAGCACAGGUAGCCGUGUGUCGGGGUCAUGGCAAACUCCCAAAUACUGGACUAUGUUUGGGUGUCUGACUAGACUCAGCAGCCGACACUCUUUGAUGAAGUUUGCGAGGUAGGAGCUAGCUCCAGGGUCACUGAGGUCAAACAGAGUCGGAUGCACUACCUUGGCUGCACAGAGUAGCCCGUCACAGUUUGCCCUGCACACUGCUCCGUAUGAUCCACUUCCCAGAUGCUGGGAUUUGAGCAGCUCUAUGCUGGUGUAGUGAAACUCGCUCCCUCUCUCUGCCAUGGAGUGUGCUACUGCGGAGAGAAAUGGAAGAGAAAGAGAUACGAGAAAGAGUCCUACUUGACAUUAGUCCGACAGAAGCUACGAGGCGUUUACAGCCACGCCUGGCAGCUGCUCCACCAGGUGCAGGGGGAGAGGGCCAGGGGCCAGGAGAGAGGUGGGGAGGUCGAGAGGGAGGGAGACGGAGCUAGCAGCGAGUCUGCUCAUGCCACUGUCACCAUAGAGAGUGAUGACUCGUCCUCCCAGCUGGAUGCGGUGGACAGCAACAAAUUCUACUGGGGCCUCUCCACCAGCAGCUACAAUCUGGCCAGAGACCUCCUCGUUGAGCCACACCUCCACUCCUGCGACUCCGAGACACCCCAUCCUCACCUCCUCACACUCCUCCCCUCGUCACCACACCUCCCUAUCGUCUUCGUCGUUCACGGACGGCUGCACCACCACGAAAUCCUCAGUGAUUGUCGCGACCCACUCCCCCUCCAGCCUGAACAGACUGAAUCAGACUCAGUCCAAGAAACUGCGUGAGUUACUGAUGAACAUUCAGGACGAGCGACUCUGUCAGGUCUGCAUGUGCUCGAGGAUUUCGGCCGUUUUCUGUCCGUGUGGUCACCACGUGUCGUGCUACCGCUGUGCCAAGAGACUGGUCAAGUGCCCCAUCUGCCGGCAACCGAUUGGCUAUGUCCAAUACGUCUAUACACACUAACUCCUCCCCUCCUCUUCCUCUCUCUUUCUUUACCUCCAUUCUUCUCCCUUUCUCUCGGUCACUUAUCCUCAUCUCUCUUUGUCUUUCGAUGGAGGACUAAUAGACGAUCUCAGAGUGUGUGAAAGAGAUUAUUUGGUUUUGUUUCUGCUUGCAGACGCAUGUGCGUGGUACAUGUAAAAGGAUCAUUAUAUUUAUUUUUUUGUUGUCUACUUCAAAAAUCACUCCACCGCCCGUUUUGUUUUUCUCUCUCUGCUUGCAGACGUAUUGUAUGUAGUAAUGUGUCUUAUUUGUGCACCAAUGUCGUUCAAAUCCUGCACUCCUGCAGUCACUUCACCAAGUCAUCAGCUUCAUUUUAAACACCAUCGCAACUGUACACGGUAUUAUUGCUCAUUUCUGGUAUUAUGGUUACGGCACGCACACUCCUUCAUUUCGUCAAUCUGUACUGCAGACUGCUGAGCACCACUGCAUUAAUG
Messenger RNA from Geodia barretti, 3426 nucleotides. NCBI's taxonomy places the organism in Eukaryota, Metazoa, Porifera, Demospongiae, Tetractinellida, Geodiidae. The record is from the annotation of a GenBank genome assembly.